Messenger RNA from Toxoplasma gondii ME49, 2111 nucleotides. RefSeq lists its product as hypothetical. The transcript has a single exon. Bases 860 to 1624 code for a protein of 254 amino acids. Gene Ontology annotation, cellular component: nucleolus; preribosome, small subunit precursor; 90S preribosome. The record is from RefSeq and is a predicted model, not a curated record. Gene Ontology annotation, biological process: maturation of SSU-rRNA from tricistronic rRNA transcript (SSU-rRNA, 5.8S rRNA, LSU-rRNA). Lineage: Eukaryota; Apicomplexa; Conoidasida; Eucoccidiorida; Sarcocystidae.
CCCCACCCUGCCUCUCUCUCAGCGGUCGCUGGCGGAAACAUCCACAAAAAGAAGAAGCGCGACUUCCUGCGGGGGAAGAGACGGAGAAGCGCGACUUUUUCUUCGGGACAUCCUCUCGCCUUUGACUGGGAACUCGAGUCCUUCGUCUUUUGUCUCUCUUCACUCUCCGCCUCGACACCACCGCGACGCCUCGGACAGCUGGAAAAGUCGGAAAAAGAGAAGAACGAGAAGAACGCACUGGUUCGUCCAAAGCCAGCACGGCGGAAGUUUUUUUGACGGAGAAGCUGAGGAAGAAAAGACCUUCGGACGACGUCAUAUUGUUCUCUCCCGAUUCCGACGUCAAAAAUCUGCUCUCCCUCCGUCGCUGCUCUUUUUCUCGAGGGUGCCUGCUCUUCUUGUGAAAAGAGCGUCGAGAUGCACACAGCUGUCUACGUCUGAAUCCGUUCAUCGGGUCGAUCGGAAGGACAAGCAUCGCGUCGGACAUCUCUCAGUCGUUCUUCCUUUAGCGCCUGACUUCUGCUUUCUCUGAUCUGCAGCUUCGAAGACGCACAGAAGACUCCGUUUCCUUUUUCCCCAUCGGGCGACGGGGGGAAGAACGGACCCGCGCCCCCCGAGAGCUGCUCUCGUUUUUCCUCUUCGGUGUUGCGCAUCACACUCGCUGUCUCCUCGUCUCGCCUCCUCUCUCCUCGAUCCGUCGGAUUCUCCUUUCCGUUCCUUCCCCUCCUUCCGUUCCUUCCCCUCCUUCCGUUCCUUCACUUCUCUCCUCUUUCUUUCGCUGCUUCUCCUCCCAGUCUCCUUUUCUCUGUCGCGGCGUCCUCUUCUCGCGCCUUCGCCUUCCCCUCGUGAGUUCCUCGCCGCCAUGCCGAAGGUCCGGCGAGCGCGCCAGAAGUUCCAUGACCUGCCGCCUCACUCGCGGCAUUUGGGCGGGGAUCCUCCAGAGGGCGGCGACGCGCUCGGCAUCGGCACACCGAGUUUCCUCGCGCAGUCCGAGCGCUCGCACUCGACAGAGAAGGCCGGCGCGGAGAACCAAGAGAGAAGAGCGCAGGCGUCGGUCGCUUCACUCCUGCGCGGCGUCGGUCGAGGAGGCCGGGAAGCUGCUGUGAGUCGAGAGAAAAUCGGAGCGACGCUCGACCAGUCCUUCUCGGGGCUGUCGAAGGGACAGCGACGGCGGCUGGCCAAGCGUGAGGCAUGGCUCAGGAAAUUCGACUUUGUGGGUUACGCGAGAGCAGUCGAGUCCAAGAAAAAGGAGGAAGAGGCUCGCGCACAGCCGCUGUUCAACUUCGAGGCGAUUCGCGGACAACUGGAAGUGAUCGGCGCGGAGAAAAGGCGCAGCGCGGACGCGGGUGCCACCGCGGGCGCCGUCUCUGCUCCCGAAAGAAGGGGGAAGAUUUCCAGAAAAACGCAUCAGCGAGUUGCGCGACGCGAACUGCAGCAGUUCGACGCGGUGCUGAACUUCCCUGCGUUCCGCGAAAGUCCACUGGCCGCCCUCAAACUCCACAUUGAGAACUCCCUCAGCCUCCAGCGUCUCCACGCGGAAGAGACCGGAGAAACAGAAGGCAGCCGAAGAAAGAAGUCCGCAGAGCGGGGAAAGACCUCAGACGCUGCGCGCGAGACUCUGCGGUAGUGCAGGCUGUCUCACUGUCUCUCUCGGUGUCUAUCUCUCUCUCUUUCUCUGUGGUUCUCUCUCUCUCUUUCUCUCUCUGUGGUUAUCUCUCUUUCUGUGGUUCUCUCUCUUUCUCUGUGUGUGUCUGUGAUGACCCGGUGGUCUGACAAAGAACUUCUCGGAAAGAGGUGACGAACGUUUGAAGCGUUUCUGUCGAGCGGGCGUCGAGCGCAGAAGGGAUCGCCGCGCUAAGUCUCUGUCGCUCUCAGUUCUUUGCGUCUUUUCACCGAGCAGCCUUGGGCGAAAGAACGCGGACGCGCGCCGCACAGGUCAAACACACAGUUGGCUCGCAGCUCCACGCCAGAUGCCGAGGCUCAGCAUCAAGGUCCGAGUCCGUUUCCACUUCCAUCUCAGCAUUCACUCUGCACAAAUUGGGGUCCAAACCGGCAAAUGCAUGCCAGAACUUGCCGACUGCCUCGAAAACUCAGAGUUGCACACACACAAACAC